UUAAUUUCAACGACGAUGUUCAACAACGGGUACACCAACAACAAAAACUGCCUGAGCCCGAUGCCGUCGGCAUCAUCGUCAACGACGGCGACGCCCCAAACGACGUCGUCUUCUUCUUCUGGCACAACAAAUUCCCAGACCCAAUCUCUGAUAAAGGCGUAUUUUAAAACCCCAGAAGGCCGAUACAAACUUCACUCGGAGAAGACUCGGCCGCCCAACCUCCUCCCCUACUCGUACGCCAAGUCAAUUUCUCAGGUGACGGUAGCGCAGCUUAAGGACAAGCCUAGCAGCCAGCCUACGCUGACGCCGAGUUUCAGCACCACCGGGAUGCGGUCGGCGGCGGCGAGGCUGUUGGGAGGAAGCGGGGGCAAAGCUCUGAACUUUGUGGGAGGGAGUGGAUAUAGCAGAACCAGCAAUGGGAGUAGCAGGUAUGCUCAUUUCGGCGGGUCGAAUGGGACCCACCACGCUGUUAACUCGAAUCUCGGCGGUAAAGGGUCGUUUAUGGUUUUCAAUGUUGGGGAUACUGUUUAUAUCAGUGAUCUCAAUUCGCCUGAUAAGGAUCCUAUUAAGUCAUUGCAUUUUAGCAAUUCGAAUCCGGUGUGCCAUGCUUUUGAUUCCGAGGCCAAGGACGGGCAUGACUUGCUUAUUGGAUUGAGCUCUGGAGAUAUUUAUUCCGCGUCUUUGAGGCAGCAAUUGCAAGAUUCUGGAAAGAAGCUUGUUGGUGCCCAUCACUAUAACAAAGAAGGUGCUGUCACUAGCAGCCGGUGUACCAGCAUUGCGUGGGUUCCUAAAGGGAAUAGUACCUUUGUUGCUGCUCAUGCUGAUGGAAAUUUGUAUGUCUAUGAGAAGAGUAAGGAAAGUGCUGGUGAUUCUUCUUUCCCAGCUAUAAAGGAUCAUACUCAAUUUUCGGUGGCUCAUGCAAGAUCCAAUAAGAGUAAUCCAAUUUCCAGAUGGCGUAUUUGCCAAGGUUCAAUAAACAGCAUUGUUUACUCAGCAGAUGGGGCAAAUUUGGCAACCGUCGGUAGAGAUGGCUAUUUGCGAGUAUUUGACUACUCAAAAGAACAACUAGUAUUCGGUGGCAAGAGUUAUUAUGGUGGUCUUCUGUGUUGCGCGUGGAGUCCGGAUGGGAAAUACAUUUUGACAGGAGGGGAAGAGGAUCUUGUUACCGUGUGGAGCAUGGAAGAUAGAAAAGUAGUAGCUUGGGGUGAAGGGCACAACUCAUGGGUCAGUGGUGUUGCUUUUGAUUCAUAUUGGUCACCACCAAGUUCAGAUGACACGGAAGAAAAUAUUGUUUACCGUUUUGGUUCUGUGGGUCAGGACACAAAAUUGCUCCUAUGGGACCUGCCAAUGGAUGAGAUUGUAGUGCCACUUCGCCGAAGUUCACUUGGUGGAUCUCCAACAUUCAGCACAGGUAGCCAGUCAUCCCAUUGGGACAGCGUUUACCCCAUUGGCACUCUUCAACCUGCUCCCAGCAUGCGGGACAUUCCAAAGCUCUCCCCACUGGUGUCCCACUGCGUUCAUUCUGAGCCCCUAUCCGGAUUACUUUUCACAGAGGAUGCUAUUCUCACCGCGUCUUGGGAGGGGCAUGUGAAAAUUUGGAUGAGACCCGGUGAGCCUGAAACUAAAAUAAACGCAGAAGCCCUGCUAGGUGCUAGUCCGAAGGACCAACUCCUCACAGGCAAAGGUUACACAGAACCGGCAAAAAGCAAGCCACUGACAGGCAAAGGUGGUGCUUUUAAUUUCAAGGAAAUAUCGAAAAGCAGUCGAUUGGGGUACCUUCCGUAGUGCUGAUUUGCCGUUUGAAUCUGUAAUUAUGCCGCUUCCAGCAACUUGGUUCCUUCAGAUUGCCAUACGUAGCAUACCAGUUCAUUGAGUUGUUUCAGUUGAUGGCUAUGAUCUAGCUCAACGGUGACAAACGACGUUUGCUUUUAGAUAAGAAGCGCGGAAAGAGGGGUAGAGAGAGAUGCACAGGGCAUAAUUGUAUUGCGUUUAGGUUUUUGCAAAGGUAGGUUUACAACUUACAACUCACAAUAUUCACUUGCUGUUGACUGCUUUUCUAUAGGACAAUACAUGUACAAAUACCCAUUGUUUUGCAUCUGCAGAGGCAAAAUCUUUUCGUUUUCCUUUCAAGUUAUAAAUACUUCAGAUAAUCUGUAUUCUUGUAAUGGUCACCAUGGCCAGAAUAAAAGCGAUAUCGGAGUUGCCUGCGAUGGUGUUCGAGUGUUUCGCUUUAAAACUAGCAUCGGUAUGUAAUUCGGAUGUGAUUCGUAUAAAUGAAAGUUUUCUAUGGUGUUUAA
Messenger RNA from Pyrus x bretschneideri (Chinese white pear), 2297 nucleotides. Its product is annotated as dystrophia myotonica WD repeat-containing protein. The transcript is spliced from 11 exons. NCBI's taxonomy places the organism in Eukaryota, Viridiplantae, Streptophyta, Magnoliopsida, Rosales, Rosaceae. The coding region runs from base 16 to 1785 and encodes 589 amino acids. Gene Ontology annotation, molecular function: protein binding. The record is from RefSeq and is a predicted model, not a curated record.